Rhodamnia argentea is the source of this 582-nucleotide messenger RNA. RefSeq names its product late embryogenesis abundant protein Lea14-A. The transcript is spliced from 2 exons. The record is from RefSeq and is a predicted model, not a curated record. Gene Ontology annotation, cellular component: cytosol. Lineage: Eukaryota; Viridiplantae; Streptophyta; Magnoliopsida; Myrtales; Myrtaceae. Gene Ontology annotation, biological process: response to desiccation. Bases 69 to 524 code for a protein of 151 amino acids.
AAACCACAUUUACUUUAACCCGUCCCUUCUCUCCUGAUUCGGACCGAUCACAGUUCGAGAAGCGAGACAUGUCGGAGUGGCUGGAGAAGGCGAAGAACUUCUUGGCCGAGAAGGUGGCCAACGUCCCGAUGCCGGAGCCUUCCGUCACCGACGUCGAUCUCAAGCACGUCUCCCGCGAGUGCGUCGAGUACAACGCCAAGGUCUCCGUCAAGAACCCCUACGGCCACUCCCUCCCCAUCUGCGAGAUCAUUUACUCUCUCAAAAGCGCCGGCAGGGAGAUAGCUUCGGGGAAGAUACCGGAUCCGGGGUCGCUGAAGGCGAGCGACACGACGAUGCUGGACGUGCCGGUGAAGACGCCGUACAGCAUACUGGUGAGCCUGGCGAGGGACAUCGGGCCGGAUUGGGACAUCGACUACCAGCUCGACAUCGGCCUCGUCAUCGAUCUCCCCGUGAUUGGGAACAUCACCAUCCCCGUCUCUACCAAGGGCGAGAUCAAGCUCCCCACGCUUUCCGACAUCUUCUGAUGCGAGUGUAUGAUGAAUACCAGGAAGAAGAAUAAAAAGUUGGCCUUUUCCUUUCUGA